This is a messenger RNA of Phytophthora sojae, 2490 nucleotides long. RefSeq lists its product as hypothetical. NCBI's taxonomy places the organism in Eukaryota, Oomycota, Peronosporomycetes, Peronosporales, Peronosporaceae. The transcript is spliced from 2 exons. The record is from RefSeq and is a predicted model, not a curated record. The coding region runs from base 1 to 2490 and encodes 829 amino acids.
AUGGGCACGCGCAGCAGGACGCUAAAGUACCUGCCCGGGCAUGCGGCGCGCUUCGGCGUGGCGGCCACAGCGCGGGACGAGGCGAGCGGAGACGUCGUGGAGGCCGUGUGCCUCUUCUGCAAGCACUUUGGGCGCGAGCAGCGCGCCGACAAGAAGCGCAAGAGCGCCAGCACCGUCAAGUACUUCCGGGAUUCGUUCCGGCCGGACCAGUACACGCAGCACCACCAGCUGCAGCACCCGACGCAGUGGAAGCGGUACAAGGCCUGCAGCGAGCAGGAGAAGCGGCGGUUCUUCCCUCUGGGUGGUCAUAAUGACGAAGUGGUGGCUACAGUCGAUAUCGUCCGUGGUGCAGCUGAUGCCGGUCAUAACAAGCACCCGGAAGCUCCAAAGCAGACGCUGCCCAAGGCGGAGGAACGAGGCCGAUGCUUCGACCUCAAGGCCUCCAUAGUGGAGAUCGUGGCGGUGCUGGCCGUGGGCUUCGGCCCCGUCGAGUCCACGGUCAAGACCAGAGACCGCCUCAUGUUCCAGUACAUGACGCACCACGACUACGACGGAGAGCUGCCGUCGAGCUGCCCGGGCUGGUCCCCGCCGCCCGACACGUUCCAGAGCUGCUACGUGGUGCAGAAGGACCCGCCCGUGUACCGCGUCGUGGUGUUCGCCAAGGCGCAGAUGGACCUGUUGAUGGAGAUGGCGGCGGACGGACUCUCGGCGCCGCAGAUCGCCAAGUCCGUGCAGGUUUUCCGGCGUCACGCGCCGAUGCUGCUGGGGGACCUGAAACGCUUCCGAGUCGAGGACGACGUGAGUCCGGAGUACAAUGAGCAGCAGACUGCAGAGUUCGUGAGGCUGGGCAUCGCUGCGAGCAUGAGCGUCAUUGCAGGGCUGUUGGAGGAGGCGUGGGCGUUCUCACUGGAGCUGCGCACAGUUGAUCGGCACCCGAAGCUCUCGUACCUGGAUGUGCGUGCGAAGCUGUACAGUCGCGUCGGCGGCAUGUGGAACGCCCACUUGCUAGCGAUCCCAAGGUAUGUGGGCAAGUGCGAUAUGAUGAUGUUUCAGACGCUGGACCGCGUGCUGACAGCGCUUCUGCCUGGGUGGAGGAGGAAGCUGCUUGGGGUUACGGUCGAUGGAGACGUGCCGAUUCCAGCGCGGAUCAUUGAGCUCACCCAGCACUUCCAGACCGCCUGCAGUGGGUCUGUGCUGUACCGCACCAACAACAGCAGCGGCGCGUUGCAGCACAUGCUGCAGACCUUCUACGCUUCACUCAACAGCGGAAGUUUCCUCCAGACGUUAAAGGCGCUGAGCGAGUACGCUCGCAACGAGCCGAGCGUCGCGUCAGAGAUGGAGAGGUAUCCCGAUUAUCGAGAGCUGCUGCGCAGCAGCAUGUAUGGGUCGACUAAGUCGCCAAUAGUGUUUGGGAAGGAGGUCGAUAUGCUGCUGGUUCACAACAACAUGCUUCGAUCGCAUUUCCAGGAUGUCGUCACUGUGGCGAUGUCUGCGCCGUCAACGUCGUGGUGGGUGAUGCUGGAGCUGGUGCAUUGGGUCACCGCUCGUGCGAAUGCCGUGUUCGAGGUGUUGGAGACGCGCCACGUGGCCAUCUCGCAGCAAGCAGCGGUCAUAGCAAGCUUGGCUGAAGAGUGCAUCACCGGUUUCCAUGCUCAGUUCGUCGGAAAAGAGCACCGGCCGACCCAAAGCCACUCAACCGACUGCGUGUCGAGUGACGGCCGAAUAGCCAUGAGCAGGAGCACGAUACUGGAAUUUGUCAUGGACUCGAGCCAGAUUGCGCGUGAGUUGAUGAAACAUGGGGACUACGCUACGCUGAACUCGAUCGCCGCAGAUUUGGCUGCGGGCGCUGUGGAUAUGGUUGCGUCACUAGUCGAGUUCAGCGUCAGCCUGAAGAAGCAGGACGCCGCUUGUGUGAAUACCCAUGGCACUAGCGUUAACCACACGGUUGCCGUGACGGAUGUGCUGCCUCCAGUGCUGCCGCAUGAGCUGGCACACCUCAGUCCUGUCGAGUUUGUGGAGUUACUCCACGCCCAUGACGUAACAGCACGGGGGACUCUGACAGAUGCCGAUAUCAUCGCUAUCCGCGAAGUGCACGAGCUCCUACGUCGCAGCUACGCAGAGGAUGAAGGCAUCCGGUACGCGCUCGGGCAGUGCACACAAGACACGUCCUUCGAUGUCGCGUGGAGCCUCGUGGACAGCCGCUUCAGCAGCCUCGAGGCCUUCGCCGGUGGGCUGGCGACUGCGCGGCCGCUGGACACCGUCGCAUUUAGCGACCAGAGGGCUCGGGACCUCGUGGUGCGACCGAAGGACCUGGAGGAGGCGCGCCUGCUGCUCGCCGACUUUGAGCUGGAGAGCGCCUUGCACGCCCAGCAGCUCCCGUCGCUGACAAAGCUGCAGGAGGAGAUCUACGACCGAGAGCUGAGCGAGAACCGAAGCAGACUCAUGUACGCACUGCAGAAAACCAGCGAAGGUACCAAUACCGGCGCCUAG